GUGUCUACAAUCCGUCCGCAGAUUGGCACGGCUUUGUUUGAAGUUAAGCCGUGACGAGAGCACCUUGAGGAACAAGGACGACGAAAAACUAUUUGGGCUCGAUCUGGAAAUCCUGUUGCCGCUCUUCAAGCCGAUCGUGCGUCCUCGCGAAUUCAGCUCCUGCUUCGUCUCGCCGCCGGCCUUAUAUCGCCGCGGCAAAAAAUGGCUCCGGGGCCCGAGGACGAGAAGAACCCUCGCCCUCUCGAUGCGGACGACAUCGCCCUCCUCAAGACCUACGGUUUGGGACCGUAUUCUGCGAGCAUAAAGAAGGUUGAGAAGGAAAUUAAGGAGAUGGCUAAGAAGAUCAAUGAUCUGUGCGGAAUCAAAGAAUCUGAUACUGGCUUAGCUGCUCCAAGCCAAUGGGAUUUAGUUUCUGAUAAGCAGAUGAUGCAAGAGGAACAACCUCUUCAGGUUGCAAGGUGUACAAAAAUUAUCAACCCAAACACCGAAGAUGCUAAGUAUGUGAUAAAUGUUAAGCAAAUUGCUAAGUUUGUUGUUGGGUUGGGUGACAAAGUCUCUCCAACUGAUAUUGAAGAAGGCAUGCGUGUAGGAGUUGAUCGAAACAAGUAUCAAAUUCAAAUUCCUCUUCCACCAAAAAUUGAUCCAAGUGUUACCAUGAUGACCGUAGAGGAGAAGCCUGACGUAACAUACAAUGAUGUCGGCGGAUGUAAGGAGCAAAUUGAGAAGAUGAGAGAGGUUGUGGAGCUUCCUAUGCUUCAUCCGGAGAAAUUUGUUAAGCUUGGUAUCGAUCCUCCUAAAGGCGUCCUAUGUUAUGGUCCUCCAGGAACAGGUAAAACACUCCUUGCCAGAGCAGUAGCCAACAGAACUGAUGCUUGCUUCAUUCGUGUCAUUGGAAGUGAGCUUGUUCAAAAAUAUGUUGGAGAGGGAGCUCGGAUGGUUCGUGAACUUUUCCAGAUGGCUCGCUCAAAGAAGGCAUGCAUUGUCUUUUUUGAUGAAGUUGAUGCCAUUGGUGGUGCUCGUUUCGAUGACGGUGUUGGCGGUGACAACGAAGUUCAGCGCACUAUGCUUGAAAUUGUGAAUCAGCUUGAUGGAUUUGAUGCUCGAGGGAAUAUUAAAGUCCUAAUGGCAACCAACAGGCCUGAUACUUUAGACCCAGCUCUUCUGCGACCUGGAAGGUUAGACCGUAAGGUCGAGUUUGGUCUCCCCGAUUUAGAAGGCCGCACACAGAUAUUCAAGAUCCACACAAAAACAAUGAAUUGCGAAAGGGACAUCAGAUUUGAGCUUCUUGCUCGCCUCUGCCCUAACUCCACUGGGGCGGAUAUACGGAGCGUGUGCACUGAAGCUGGGAUGUUCGCGAUCCGGGCACGCAGGAAGACGGUGACAGAGAAAGAUUUUCUGGAUGCAGUGAAUAAGGUCAUUAAGGGCUAUCAGAAAUUCAGCGCGACGCCCAAAUACAUGGUCUAUAACUAGGCUCUAAACUUGCAUGGUGUCUCAGGGGGAAGACAAAAUCGUGACAUCAUCAUCCAAGUUUGUCAUGCAUGGCCUUGCAUGUACCAUGAUGAGAGGUUAUAGUUUUCUUGUUAACAGGAUGGACAUGUUCUUCUCAUGGAUCAGAAUGGUGCGUGACGUUGUCGUUUUGAGUCAAAUAUUUUCCCUUCGUGUUUCUACUCUAAUUAUUUGAUGAUUCAAAUCUUUAGAAGUUAUUUUUGCUCUGUGGACAGUUGGAUCAGUUUAAUUCAGUGUACGCUUGGUGAUUGUUA
This is a messenger RNA of Ananas comosus (pineapple), 1760 nucleotides long. Its product is annotated as 26S protease regulatory subunit 7. The record is from RefSeq and is a predicted model, not a curated record. The coding region runs from base 202 to 1470 and encodes 422 amino acids. Gene Ontology annotation, cellular component: proteasome regulatory particle, base subcomplex. The transcript is spliced from 10 exons. Gene Ontology annotation, biological process: proteasome-mediated ubiquitin-dependent protein catabolic process. Lineage: Eukaryota; Viridiplantae; Streptophyta; Magnoliopsida; Poales; Bromeliaceae. Gene Ontology annotation, molecular function: proteasome-activating activity; ATP hydrolysis activity; ATP binding.